This is a messenger RNA of Schistocerca gregaria, 2546 nucleotides long. RefSeq lists its product as uncharacterized. Gene Ontology annotation, biological process: transcription initiation at RNA polymerase II promoter. Bases 18 to 2144 code for a protein of 708 amino acids. Lineage: Eukaryota; Metazoa; Arthropoda; Insecta; Orthoptera; Acrididae. The transcript has 3 exons. Gene Ontology annotation, cellular component: transcription factor TFIID complex. The record is from RefSeq and is a predicted model, not a curated record. Gene Ontology annotation, molecular function: RNA polymerase II general transcription initiation factor activity; protein binding.
UUAAUCAACUCUCUAUUAUGUCGGCGAAUGCUCAGUUACGCCAUUUUUCGAACCCUCCGACAGACAACCUUGGAAGCAUUACGGCCGCCACACAACCUCCAGCAAGGCCCCCUCAGGACCCGAGCAAAAACUUAGAUGCCAUCGUCGCCAGCUAUUUAAAAAAAAAAGGAUAUUCAAGAGCCGCUGAAAGUCUAGCUCAAGAUGCACAUUUGGCGUUAGAUAAGUUGAUUACUCAAGCACAUAUUUUUAGCGAUUUGAACAUUGCAAACUAUAUUUUGUUAUAUAAUACAAACGAAAAAUUCCCCGAUGCAUAUGUGAAUAGUUACGAUGAUUUGAGGGAAUGGAUAGCGACCUCUCUAGAUCAGUUUAAGCCAGAGCUCGCAAACUUGUUGUAUCCGCUUUUCGUCCAUUGUUACUUGGGCCUCAUAGAGAGGGGAUACACGAUAGCAGCGAACAAGUUUUUGAAUAAGUACAUCAAAGAAUACGAGCGCGACAAUGCGGAGGAGCUGUAUCAGAUUGCUUCCAUCCAGUCGGUGGAUCACUUGGUGCACAACGAAUUGGUUUCGUUGUGGCGUCAAAACAAAUACGUGGUGAAGAUGUGCGCGUUCAGCUUCGAGCUUUUGAUGUCGUUUUUGCAGGAUCGCAAUUAUAUGAUGUUGAUAGUGUUGAUCAACGAGCACAUAAGCAUUCAGACGUUUUCGGGGUACCCGCAGGCGCCGGAGGCCAUUGAGCGCUCGAGCGCGUACGUGAUUCAGGAGCCGGUCCCCGACCCCAACGUGAAGAUAUACUGGGGGAUGACUAGCGAGCAGAGAAAGUUGUACGAGAAGACUGAGGAGCCGCAGCAGGCGGAGCAGACCGGCGAGGCGAGCGAGGAGGAGGCGUCGACUGGUCCGAUGGCUAAGAAGUACAAGAGGAGUGGGAGCGAGGUGAUGGAGAAAAAGAGGGCGUACGACGGCUCGCGUCGGAUGAGAGAGUUGGAGGAGGCAGAGAAGCCGAAGCUGAAUGUACCACUGCCGACGUUUUCUAAGGAAAUUAAGGCGGAAAUCAUGAACGAUUUGCGAGUGAGGGAUUCCUUGAGUGCUAGCCAUUUGCCGAGCAUUUGUUUCUAUACUAUUUUCAACACGUAUGAACAGAUGACGUGUAGCCAGGUGUCGUCCGACUCGUGCCUGGUGGCUACUGGGUAUGGAGACUCGUCGAUCAAGGUUUGGGACUUGAUGCGCGACAAGUCUAGCAAAUGGGCCUUGGCGGAGGAGAAGUUCCGACAGUUGGACGGGCGAGACCCUAUGUAUCGCGUCAAACCUCGAACGGAGUACACGGAGCUAAUAGGACAUUCUCAGAGUGUUUUUAGCUUAGACUUCGCGCCGGACAGCAGUCACUUGCUGUCUGGUUCGGCAGACGGGACUUGUCGGCUUUGGUCCAUGAAGACGAAGACGAGUAUUGCCUGUUACCGCGGGCACACUCAUCCCGUUUGGCAAGCCAAAUUUGCGCCCAUCGGAUACUACUUCGCGACAGCGUCUCACGACCGAACGGCGCGCCUUUGGAGCACGAGCUCUCUUCACCCCUUGCGCAUUUUCGCCGGUCAUAUCAGCGACGUCAACACCGUCUCUUUUCACCCUAAUUGCAACUACCUGCUAUCCGGUUCUAACGACAAGUCUCUCCGACUGUGGGACGUGAACACCGGGAACUGCCUACGCGUGUUUUUGCACCACCUGGGCGCCAUCUACGCCUCCGUCGUCGCGAACGACGGGCGACUCGCCGUGUCCGCGGGAGACGAUGGGAACAUCAUCAUCUGGGACCUGGCCUCCGGCAAGUACGCCGCCGUGCUCAAAGGGCACGAAAAGUCCGUCUGGAGCGUGGACACCAGCAUGGACGCCAACAUUCUGGCCUCGGGCGGAGCCGACGAAACCGUUCGCCUUUGGGACUUCCGAAUGAUUUCAGAUUUUGACUACAAACUUGAAAUUCCGGUUCCAAGCCAAUCCGUUUUGCUGUCUUCUGGAGCUCUCGAGGCCAACCAAAUUAACCGCGCCGCGCUGGGCGUCUACCCGACUAAGUCAACGCCCGUUCACAACGUCAUGUUCACGCGGAGGAACCUACUUUUGGCGUCUGGGCCCUUCACCAGGCGGCCCACUUUGGACAGUGAAUAAACGCACUUCCUUCCUGCCUCCCCCAACGCCAUGAUGCAUCUCGCGGUCACACCACCUUCUGCGCGCGCACGCGCACGUACGACUAAGAGCGCUUCGGCCGACCUUCUAGUUUUUUGACACAAGACCGUUUUUUCGAUUAUAGCUACGUUUUUAUUGCUUUCAGAACUGGACGUUCUUUAGAUCCGUAAUCAAUGGUCGCAGCUGUUCCUCGCCCAACGAAUCCUCGAGCACCGCCAGCGCAUUCAACGCCCUCUCCUGGAAGGUCUUGUUGUGUAUACUCGACAAAUUCGCAACCAUGUACGGUACGAUCUUUGCCGCGGUCAUCUUCAGCACGGUGUCCUCGUCGUAGAUGAUUGGAUCUUGAAUAAAGGUAAGGAGAAGGAGAAAAAUUUCCUCAACCAA